AUGGGCAGCCCCUGGAACGGCAGUGACGGCCCCGAGGGCGCACGGGAGCCGCCUUGGGCCUCGCUGCCGCCGUGCGACGAGCGCCGCUGCUCCGCCUUCCCCCUGAGGGCGCUGGUGCCGGUGACCGCCGUGUGCCUGGGCCUGUUCGCUGUCGGGGUGAGCGGGAACGUGGUGACCGUGCUGCUGAUCGGGCGCUACCGGGACAUGCGGACCACCACCAACUUGUACCUGGGCAGCAUGGCCGUGUCCGACCUGCUCAUCCUUCUCGGGCUCCCCUUCGACCUUUACCGUCUCUGGCGCUCGCGGCCCUGGGUGUUCGGGUCGCUGCUCUGCCGCCUGUCGCUGUACCUGGGCGAGGGCUGCACCUACGCCACUCUGCUGCACAUGACGGCACUCAGCGUCGAGCGCUACCUGGCCAUCUGUCGUCCGCUCCGUGCCCGGGUUCUCAUCACCCGGCGCCGCGUCCGCGCGCUCAUCGCUGCGCUCUGGGCCAUAGCGCUGCUCUCCGCAGGGCCCUUCUUUUUUCUGGUGGACGUCGAGCAGGACCCCGGCAUCGAUCAGAUCGUGGACCUUAACGGCACCGCGCAGCGCACCUUCUCGUCCAGCGGGCCGCCGCCCUUCUUGCCCUCGCGGGCGCCACCGUCGUCCCGGCUCUCCGAACCUGAAGCCGCGGCGGCCGCGGCGCUGUUCAGCCGCGAGUGCAGGCCAAGCCGCACACAGUUGGGUGCGCUGCGGGUCAUGCUGUGGGUUACCACUGCCUACUUCUUCCUGCCCUUCCUGUGCCUCAGUGUCCUCUACGGGCUCAUCGGGCGGGAGCUGUGGAAGAAUCGGGACCCGCUGCAAGGCCCGGCUGCCUUGGGGCGGGAGAAGAGCCACCGGCAGACAGUCCGCGUCCUGCUGGUGGUGGUUCUGGCAUUUGUAGUUUGCUGGUUGCCUUUUCACGUUGGCAGAAUCAUUUACAUAAAUACCCAAGAUUCCCGGAUGAUGUAUGUCUCCCAGUACUUCAACAUUGUCGCCCUGCAACUUUUCUAUCUGAGCGCAUCCAUCAACCCAAUCCUCUACAACCUCAUUUCCAAGAAGUACAGAGCAGCCGCCCGAAAACUGCUGCUUGCAAAACAGUCCAAACCAAGAGGUUUCUGCAGAAGCAGGGACACUGGGGGAGACCCUGGGGGAGACACUGGAGGAGAUACAGGUGGCUAUACAGAGACAAGUGCUAACACAAAGACUGUGGCCUAA
This is a messenger RNA of Sciurus carolinensis (gray squirrel), 1236 nucleotides long. RefSeq names its product motilin receptor (gene Mlnr). Gene Ontology annotation, cellular component: plasma membrane. Gene Ontology annotation, biological process: G protein-coupled receptor signaling pathway. Bases 1 to 1236 code for a protein of 411 amino acids. The transcript is spliced from 2 exons. NCBI's taxonomy places the organism in Eukaryota, Metazoa, Chordata, Mammalia, Rodentia, Sciuridae. The record is from RefSeq and is a predicted model, not a curated record. Gene Ontology annotation, molecular function: G protein-coupled peptide receptor activity.